Molecule: messenger RNA, 1097 nt
Organism: Morus notabilis
Lineage: Eukaryota; Viridiplantae; Streptophyta; Magnoliopsida; Rosales; Moraceae
Product: endochitinase
Exons: 3
Coding region: 25-948 (307 amino acids)
Biological process (GO): defense response to fungus; carbohydrate metabolic process; cell wall macromolecule catabolic process
Molecular function (GO): chitinase activity; chitin binding
Source: RefSeq, a predicted model, not a curated record
UUGAAACAGAAAAAGAAAAAACAAAUGAAGUCUUGUAGUUCUAUAAUCAUUGUCCUCUUGCCCUUUGCCUUCUUGGUAAUAGGAUCAGCCUUUGCGGAGCAAUGUGGACGACAAGCUGGAGGCGCUCUAUGUCCCAAUAACUUGUGUUGCAGUGAAUAUGGUUGGUGUGGCUCCACAACCGUCUAUUGUGGAAAGAACUGCCAAAGCAAAUGCGGCGGUUCAACGCCGACGACACCGUCUACACCAACCCCUACUGGCAGCGGCGUUAGCAGUAUCAUCACCAGAUCGUUGUUUGAUCAAAUGCUGAAAUACCGGAAUGAUAACCGGUGCCCGGCUCACGGGUUCUACACCUACGAUGCUUUCAUCACUACUUCUAGGUCUUUCAAUGGCUUUGGCACUACCGGUGAUGAUGCCACUCGUAAAAGGGAGCUCGCAGCUUUCCUUGGUCAAACCUCUCACGAAACCACAGGAGGAUGGCCAAGUGCACCGGAUGGUCCUUAUGCAUGGGGUUAUUGCUUUGUGACUGAAAACAACAACAAUGAUCGUUAUCGUGGUCGUGGACCUAUCCAACUCACUCAUGACUACAAUUAUCGUCAAGCAGGUCAAGCAAUUGGCGUUGACUUGAUAAACAACCCAAAUUUAGUUGCCACGGACCCAGUUAUAUCAUUCAAGACAGCUAUAUGGUUUUGGAUGACCGCACAAGGAAACAAACCAUCUAGCCACAACGUGAUCAUAGGAAGAUGGACACCGUCCGAUGCUGAUAGGUCAGCAGGUCGGGUUCCGGGCUACGGUGUGAUCACGAACAUAAUCAACGGUGGAUUGGAGUGUGGGAAGGGUCAAGAUAAUAGGGUGGCUGAUAGGAUAGGUUUCUACAAGAGGUACUGUGAUUUGUUAGGAGUGAGCUAUGGGAAUAACUUGGAUUGUUAUAGUCAAAGGCCUUUUGCCUAAACGAUUAUCUUAUCUUAAAAUAUUAAAAAGAGAAUGAUCUCUUGAUCUGACUCCGUUAAACAAAGUCAACAGAAUAAUAUGUAAUGGGAAAGUUCCUUUUUUCUCAUCUUAAUAUAUGGUUUUAUAUGUAUCUUUUGUUUUUUUUAUUU